GACACGACCGGAACAGGAAGUAUGAAUGGAACCCGGUACUUAAAAACAGCUCUACAAAAACUAUAAUUCGACGUGGAUACUAUUUUAUACGAAGUUUAAUGAGGGGGAAAGUAAAGGAUAUCGAAAAGAAAGAAAAAUAGCACCAUCUUGCGGCCCGCAGCAUCAAAUAAAAACACCACGGCAGCAAUGACAGGGCAUCCAAACGACAACUGCUCCAAAGUUUUAACGCAGGUUGGAUUCAAGCACCUAGAUCUUAUGUUCCAUAUAUAUGUGACUCGUAAUCAUUGUGCAGAUGUCUCAUGCCACACAUCAGAUGUGAACUACUUUUUCCAUUCAUGUGACUUCUGGGCCUGCUCACUGGUCAUCAUGGGAUGUGGUGCCUCUGUUGCCAUAGAGACACAAAUGCCAAGAAUUGAGAGAGAUGCAAAAACUCCCAGCCCGGCACUGAGUGCUUCCUCUGUAGCUAUGAAGGCAGCUGUUUUGAUCCAACGUUGGUACCGUCGCUACAUGGCCCGACUGGAGAUGAGGCGGAGGUACACGUGGAACAUCUUCCAAUCCAUUGAAUAUGCGGGGGAACAGGACCAGCUACAGCUCUCCAGUUUCUUCAGCUUCAUGCUAGACAACGUCACUCAACUUAAUGGAAAUGGACCAGAUCUGAUUUCACAGCUGUUAGAGCCUGUGGUUGACCCCUGGUUGGACAGAGAGGCCUGCUACGAGUGCAUCCACAUUCCGGAGUCAUAUGCUGGACCUCGACUGUCGUUUCCCCUUUCAGUGUCGGACACAAAUGCUCUUCUUAAUGCCUUUAAAGACCAGCAGGACCUUAUCGCUCUUGCGCAGACUUUACAUGCCAGAUAUGUGCUGCAGCUACUCUGCGAGACCAAGAAGCUACUCCAACAGAUGCCUAACAUUAUCCACCUGUCCACAUCCUACACAAAGGAGAUUACAGUAUGCGGUGAUCUUCAUGGACGACUUGAUGACUUACUUCUUAUAUUUUAUAAGAACGGCCUCCCUUCUGCUGAGACACCAUAUGUGUUUAACGGAGACUUUGUGGACCGAGGGAAAAAGUCCAUUGAGGUGGUUGUCAUCCUGUUUGCAUACCUUUUACUUUACCCCGACCAUAUGCAUCUGAACCGAGGAAACCAUGAGGACCACAUCAUGAACCUCAGGUAUGGCUUCACAAAAGAAGUCAUGCAGAAGUACAAGAGUAAUGGGCGUGAGAUCCUGCAGCUCUUUCAGGAUGUCUUCAGCCUUCUGCCUGUUGCCACAGUGAUAGACGGAAAAGUCCUUAUUGUUCAUGGGGGCAUAUCAGACCAGACAGACCUGGACUUCCUUGGCGCUAUUGAUAGGCACAAGAUUAAAUCUGCCAUGAGGUUUCCCAGACACAGUUUGGAGCAACUGGGCAUCGGUCAUUCUUACAAACAGAUGAAAAGAAUGAGAUCCACAGACAGUUCCCGUGCCAGCAGUGGUCGCAGCUACUGCAGGAACCAGAGGACCCCCAGUCAGAGUAGAAAAAGGCGAUGUGGUCUGAACCGGCAAGAUAGCGCUGCUUCCAUCUCUUCCUCCUCAUCCUCAUCUUCUUCAUCGUCUUCCUCCCUUUGCUCUCCACGAACUCCCUCAGGCUUCUCUUCUCGGUCAUGCCUGUCUUCUCCCAGCAUGCCGUACAACGUUAACAUCCUCCAAGUGCCUUUCGUAGACUCUGUGUCUUCUGUUCCUCCUCCUUUGUCCCCUCAGAAAGAGCAGGAAUGGAAACAAAUUGUGGAUAUACUGUGGAGUGACCCCAAAACCCAAGAAGGCUGCAGCCCAAACACAUUCAGAGGAGGCGGCUGCUACUUUGGCCCCGACGUUACACGGCGACUUCUGCUCCAAUAUGGCCUGCAGCUGAUUAUCAGAUCCCACGAGUGCAAACAGGAGGGUUACGAGCUGUGUCAUGGAGGACAGGUUAUCACCAUCUUUUCUGCAUCCAACUAUUACGAGGAGGGAAGCAAUCGCGGAGCCUACGUCAAACUGGGUAGAGAACUGGUUCCACGAUUCUACCAGUACCAAGUCAGCCGCACAACACGCAAACUCACACUGACCCAAAGAGUGUGUGCUGCGGAGGGAUCAGCACUCAGGGCUCUAAAAGAGAAAGUGUUUGCCCAUCGCUCAGACCUUAUUGCAGGUUUCCAGCAGUUUGACCAGAAAAUCACCGGGAGUGUGACUGUCAGUGAAUGGGCUCAGGUGUUGGAGUCUGUCCUGAGGCUGGACUUGCCAUGGAGGACACUUCGUCCACAUUUAGCUCACCUGGCAAAAGAUGGACGUGUGGACUAUAAGUCCUGCUUUGAGGAUAUGGCACCAGGGAUACCACUGCCGCAGGUCACACCUAAUCUUGCAGAGACUCUAUUCCGAUACAGGACAGACAUUGAGAUCAUAUUCAACAUUAUAGACAAAGAUCACUCAGGUCUGAUUUCUAUCGAAGAGUUCCGUCACACAUGGCGCCUUUUCAGCGCUCACCUGGGGAUGGACAUCACCAAUGGCGCCAUUGAUGACUUGGCCCGCAGCAUUGACUUCAACAAGGAUGGCAGCAUAGACUUCACAGAGUUCCUGGAGGCCUUCAGAGUGGUGCACAACAAAGAUUGUCAGCGGAAAGACUGAUGGAGAGAAGUAUUUGCAAAAGGGAAAAAUCAACACAGAGAUAACAGAGGGAGAGCGAGAAGGUAACAAUCUGUCACUCAGAAUCGAAACAUGGCGCUGGACACUCUUUAAAUCUUAAAAUUAACUCAAACAGGACAGAAAAAAGACAACGUUUGCCUUCA
Molecule: messenger RNA, 2792 nt
Organism: Doryrhamphus excisus (bluestripe pipefish)
Lineage: Eukaryota; Metazoa; Chordata; Actinopteri; Syngnathiformes; Syngnathidae
Source: RefSeq, a predicted model, not a curated record